AUAAUUGAAUACAAUAAAUCUAAAGGACUGUUUUAUGAAAUAAAGGACUGUCCUUUAUAAUACAGGAUGUAUGAUUUCUGUAGCCAUGGGUCCCAUCCCAGCUGUUUAUGCCAUCACGUACCAUCUGAGUUAUGCGUAUAAAGAAGAAACACACGGACCUGUUUCCUUUCUAUAUAAAGGUGGAAAGUCUACAAAUUGGGAAGGAGGGAUUCGAGUGCCUGGCCUUCUCUACUGGCCCGGCAUUCUUGAGCCUGGAAAACAUAUUGAUGAGCCAACAAGUAAUAUGGAUAUAUUCCCCACCAUAAUUAAACUUGCAGGAGCAUCACUGCCCAAUGACCGAAUUAUUGAUGGACAUGAUCUAAUGCCCUUGCUCCAAGGCAGUGCUCUCCAAUCUCAGCAUGAAUUUCUCUUCCAUUACUGUAAUGCAUAUUUAAAUGCAGUUCGGUGGCAUCCAAGAAACAAUCUCUUAAAGAACAUUUCUCAACAACAGAGCAUCCCCGUGUUUGGGACUAUAACUCCUAUCAACUCAUUGAUCAUGACUGAUUAUAAGGAAUAAUUGAAUGGUUAUCAUCCAAAUGUUCUGGAGGUAUCCAAGCUGGGGAAGAACAAUCUGUGAGAUGCAAGAUGUUUUAUAAACAUAAAGAAACCAUACACGUGCACACACAGAGACACACAUACUACUGUCCACAAGGCUGCACAAUGGUUUUGGAUGAUCAUCUGCAUCUUCAAUGAGAUAUAACAUGCCACCUUUCACCCUAGAGGUUUCCCAUAAAUAAGAGUAGCAAAGUGUUUACCUAUAAUUUUUUUUUUAAAGCAUGGUAGUAUGAUAAGUUGAAAAUUAAGCAGCAAAACAGUAGCCAUAAAAGCAAGAGGCUAUAGUAAGAGUUAUGAGAAUAAUAAAAACAAUAAAUGCAGAAGAUACCAUUUAUAAUAACAACAUUGAAAAGUCAGGAAACAAAGUUGUUUUUAGCUGGUUGCUAGAAACUAACAAAAUAGAAAACAGUUUGUGUCCAGCUAACUACACAGGUGGAUGCUGUAAUACAUAGUAAAGAGGCUUGUCAGUAAGCAUUACACCUAAAGGCCCUCUGAGCAGAGCUUAAUGAAGGCUUAUGAAGGAACCAGCAUCCUUCAUCAUUAGCUGUGCUGCAUGAAGCUACAAGAACUUCAGUUGAACAAUACCUGGAGGGUCACAGGUUCCACAAAAUGAGCUAUCAUUUUCAUACUGAAAAAGUAUGCAUAUGACCAAUGGCCACCAAGAAACUCAGGUGUUUCCAAAGGGAAGUAAUUAGGAUGAUAAAGCCUGGGAGGCAAUGGUUGGGGACACUGGGUACAUUCAGCUUGGAGAAGAGAAGACUGAGAAGUCAGGGAUUCCUGUGCUAGGAAGUGAAUUGAACAGAAUUGCCUCCAACAUCUCCUCCAACCUUUACAUUCUAUGAUUCAAUGAUUCAACCUUUAAAUUCUAUGAUUCAGUUCUCCUCCUCCUCCUUUCCUUUAUAUGAAAAACAUACAAGAGAAGGAGUUGGGCAAUGACUUGCAAUGUUGCUGACUGCUCACUCUAGUCAUGUAACCCAGAGUGGAUCAUAUGCAGUCUGCUCUCCUUCCCACUGGCUGUAUACAUGAAAAAACACAUAGACACAAUAUGAGGGCAAACACACGCACAAAUAGUCAACAGAUAUGCACCCUUCUUGAUUGGGCCAUGAGAAUAAAGUACACACACCCCAACACACAUAUGUAAAAUUAGAGUUGUUUGAAAAAAUA
This is a messenger RNA of Python bivittatus (Burmese python), 1758 nucleotides long. NCBI's taxonomy places the organism in Eukaryota, Metazoa, Chordata, Lepidosauria, Squamata, Pythonidae. The record is from RefSeq and is a predicted model, not a curated record.